UUAACAUCAUUUGUAAGCAAAUUUCUGCAGAGUUUUGAUCGAAAUUCACCGCAUUUGUUUCCUUCAGGACGUAUUAUUAAGUGUUUAAUAAUAAAAGCUACCGCUCAACGCUGUGGCAAAGAGUUCGAAUAACUUUGUUGAACAAUAAAUAAAUACACUUAGUUCGAUUUGUACACACAGCAAAUCUCAUCAUGGAUACAUACUUGUUCGAUGGCGGUCGCAUUACAAAAAUGGAGGUGGACUAUGAGCCAGCCUGCAAUGAAAAAAUCCCACUGGCCAAGGAAUUGGCUAAAAAGAAUCCCGACGCCUUUCACGAAUCCAUCGAAAUGAUGCUGCAAUUAGAGAAACAAACGCGUCUGGGCGCUGACAUGGUCUCCUGCUCCCGCGUCCUUGUUGCCAUCUGUCAGAUCUGCCUCGAGGCGGGCAACUGGAAUGCGUUGAACGAAUACGUUUCAUUGUUGGUGCGACGUCGUUCGCAGCUAAAGCAGGCGGUAGUCAAGAUGAUUCAAGAGUGCUGCACAUACGUGGACAAGACUCCCGACAAGGAAACCAAACUUAAGUUAAUCGAUACGCUGCGUUCUGUAACUGAGGGAAAAAUAUAUGUGGAAAUCGAGCGUGCUCGUUUAACCAAAAUUCUGGCUGACAUCAAAGAAGCCGAUGGUGAUGUGGCUGGUGCAGCUGCUGUUAUGGAAGAGUUGCAAGUGGAGACCUAUGGUUCAAUGGAUAAACGUGAGAAGGUUGAGCUCAUCUUGGAGCAAAUGCGACUGUGCCUGCUGAAGGAGGAUUAUGUGUCAACGCAGAUCAUUGCCAAGAAGAUCAGCAUCAAGUUCUUCGAUGAUCCGGCUCAGCAUGAUCUCAAGCUAAAGUUUUACAAUUUAAUGAUACAGUUGAAUCGGGAUACAUCAUUCCUAAAUACCUCGCGUCACUAUCAGGCUAUUGCUGAGCCACCACGUAAGAAAGCGCCAGCCGCUGUGGAAUCAUCAACUGGAGGCGAUGAAAAGAAAAAGAGCGAGGAGAAAAAGACGAAAGAUGAGGAGGACAAAAAGUCUGAGGCAACCGUGUCAGCAAUUGAGCUUGAAACCGAACUGACAGAUGCACAGAAAAAGGAGUUGACCGAUAAACUGGUCUGCGCUGUGCUCUACUGUGUCCUGGCUCCUUAUGACAACGAACAGAGUGAUAUGAUGGCUCAUUUGUCCAAGAACAAGAAGCUUGAGGAUGUUCCCGUCUAUAAAGAAAUACUGCGUCUGUUCAUGUCAAAGGAGCUGAUUAAUUUUGAUACUUUCAAUGCUGAUUUUGGCUUGGUCCUGGCCGAGAAUGAAAUGUUCAAAGACAGCACAAAGCAUGGCAAGAAGUGCAUCACUGAGCUGAAAGAUCGCCUGAUAGAGCACAAUAUUCGCAUUAUUGCAAUGUACUAUUCACGAUUGCAUUUGUCGCGUAUGAGCGAACUGCUUAAUUUGCCCACAAAUCGCUGUGAGGAAUAUCUAUCGAAGUUGGCCAAUAGUGACACAAUACGUGUCAAGAUCGAUCGACCAGCUGGCAUUAUCUACUUUACCACAAAGAAAAGCGCCUCCGACAUAUUGAACAACUGGGCAACCGAUGUAAAUCAAUUGAUGUCGCUGGUCAACAAAACCUGUCACCUGAUCAAUAAGGAGGAGUGCGUCUAUUCGGUGAUGUGCGCCGUCGAGGACUAGGAGCAUUUGUAGUAGAUUUUAUUGUGUUUUCGCUUUUGAAACGCCUGCCCAUAUACAUACAUACAUUUAUUGUAAUACUAACUAACCAACCCUCAAAUUGAUUCUUUUACUAAGGUUUGUAUUCAUUGAAUGAAGUACAACGACAAUUAAAAACCAAACAUCA
This is a messenger RNA of Drosophila nasuta, 1854 nucleotides long. RefSeq names its product regulatory particle non-ATPase 5 (gene Rpn5). The record is from RefSeq and is a predicted model, not a curated record. Gene Ontology annotation, cellular component: proteasome regulatory particle, lid subcomplex; cytoplasm. The coding region runs from base 192 to 1691 and encodes 499 amino acids. The transcript has 4 exons. NCBI's taxonomy places the organism in Eukaryota, Metazoa, Arthropoda, Insecta, Diptera, Drosophilidae.